This is a messenger RNA of Cokeromyces recurvatus, 156 nucleotides long. RefSeq lists its product as uncharacterized. The annotation marks the transcript as partial. NCBI's taxonomy places the organism in Eukaryota, Fungi, Mucoromycota, Mucoromycetes, Mucorales, Mucoraceae. The transcript has a single exon. The record is from RefSeq and is a predicted model, not a curated record.
UAUAAAGUAACAGCCUUUAAAAUGGACUUACAAUACGACGGACAAUAUCAAAUGAUCGAGUUUAACAGUUUUUUCGUUGUAAGAAAUAACAUUGAUGACUUUAAGCUUGUCCCAGGUGUCACGGAGAAGAUGUAUCAACCCCAGGUAAAAAUAUAA